ACUUGAUUCAUUCCAAUCAGGAAGAAAUCAACUAACGAUGUAAGUUUAAGCAUUGUUAUAAAGAUUUGAAAUGUCACGCAAAUCAUGUUUAUGUUGGAUUAUUCUAUGGAGUGCUGCUUGGGCUGUCUCAGCUGACAUUCUCUCAAAUGAAAGCAUGACAUGGUUUGAUGCAAAGGGAAGAGGUAACUUUGCAACACCCAACAUACUAGUGAAUAGUUCAACAUUUAUCGUAAAUAUAUCAACAGACCUAAAUGAUAACGAGGAAGUGUGGGUUGGAUAUUUUAAAAAGGGGACGGCAUUUGCGUACAUUGGAUGUGGCUUUAUAAACAAUGCAAAACCCACAAUAUUGUUACCGGAAUCUAGAAAUUCACCUGGUCUUUGCUAUUCGAUGUGCAAUAAGUAUUACCAUCAAUAUAUUGGAUUGAACAAGGAUAAGUGCUUUUGUAUGAAAGAAAAACCAAUUGAGAACAUAAGUUUGCCCGAAUGUGAUAUUUCACCAAAUGGAACUUGGGUAGCUGGCGGAGGCAGUGAAUAUAUGUCAAUUUACGAAAGGCUGAAGACAGAAAUGAAUGUAGGAAGAAAUAAGGACAAUGAAGAGUGCUUAAUUUUUGAAAGUAAUUAUAGACUCUGGUGGAGCGACUGCCAUCAUAGUUAUCUAUCGUUAUGUUUAAAAGGUAACAGUUUUACGUAUUUCGUUAAAUAGACAUUUUAUAAUUCUAAAUUUAAUGAGUAUUAGGUAUCACAAUUUAUGUUGAGUAACAUACAUGUUUACUUAAAACUUUCCGAAUAUGAUGUACGGCCAGUGGUAGUCUGAGUAGCCAAGAAAAAAAUCAGUCACCAGUAAUAAAAUUUAUUAUCAGACCUAGAUCUUUUUAAUUAUGUAUAAAUAACGUUCAUCGACAAACUAUGCAUUUUUUAGAACGAUAGUAAAACAACGGGAUAAAGUCAAUAACAUGAUGGUUCUU
Messenger RNA from Ruditapes philippinarum (Manila clam), 965 nucleotides. RefSeq lists its product as uncharacterized. The record is from RefSeq and is a predicted model, not a curated record. The transcript has 5 exons. Lineage: Eukaryota; Metazoa; Mollusca; Bivalvia; Venerida; Veneridae. The coding region runs from base 71 to 703 and encodes 210 amino acids.